Ixodes scapularis (black-legged tick) is the source of this 850-nucleotide messenger RNA. RefSeq lists its product as uncharacterized. The record is from RefSeq and is a predicted model, not a curated record. NCBI's taxonomy places the organism in Eukaryota, Metazoa, Arthropoda, Arachnida, Ixodida, Ixodidae. The transcript has a single exon. The coding region runs from base 199 to 825 and encodes 208 amino acids.
AAUGUGAAGCUGUGGUCAGUAUCCUACUCUCAGGACAGCAAGCAAGGUCGGCCCCGAAGCUUGCCCCCUCACGACGAACUCUUCCUUAUCUUGGUUCGCCUGCGCCUUGGACUGUUUGAGAAGGACUUGGCCUUCCGAUUUGGAAUUUCUGUUGGCACGGUUUCGCGCCUGUGCACAACAUGGAUUAGCUACUUAUACAUGCACUUUGCAAGACUAGACUUAUGGGCAACGCGGCAGCAGGUUGAUGAGGACAUGCCACCUGCCUUUAAGGAGAAGUAUCCUACGACAAGGGUGAUCCUGGAUGCGACAGAAAUCAAGUGCCAGGUGCCCAGCUCACUUGUUCUCCAGUCGGCAAGUUUCUCCACAUACAAGUCUACAAAUACCUUCAAAGGACUUGUAGGCAUCUCUCCAGACGGAGCUGUGACAUUUGUGUCACAGCUUUUUUUAGGCUCGAUGUCCGACAAGGAGUGUGUGAGACAGAGCGGGUUUCUGCAGCUUGCUUUUGACCAGCGUGACUCGGUCAUGGCCGAUAAAGGGUUCCUGAUAUCAGAUCUGCUAACAGAGAUUAAUGUGGAACUCAACAUCCCCCCGUUCCUUGGCCAGGGAACCUUCACAGAGAAUGAAGUGAAAGAAACGGAAAACAUAGCAUCACUGCGAAUACACGUCGAAAGAAGGAUUCAGCGUAUCAAGAGCUUCCACAUCUUUGAUCGUGCAAUCCCACUGUCAUUGGGGCCAGUGGUGAAUGAGAUAUGGACCAUCUGCACGAUUCUAACAAACUUUCAGAGCCCUUUGCUACGCCAGCAAGACAGUGGCAAUGUGGACUAGCAGUGUGUAAACGCCAUGCCCAUGU